Messenger RNA from Lucilia cuprina (Australian sheep blowfly), 2153 nucleotides. RefSeq lists its product as uncharacterized. The record is from RefSeq and is a predicted model, not a curated record. The transcript has a single exon. Bases 125 to 1906 code for a protein of 593 amino acids. NCBI's taxonomy places the organism in Eukaryota, Metazoa, Arthropoda, Insecta, Diptera, Calliphoridae.
UGCUCUACCAAUAGACAAUAAUUUUUCGACAAUCGGAUUAAUAGCAGAUAUAGAGCAAUGGGUUCAAACAAUUACAGACGAUAGAGAAAAGGAUAUUACCAGAUCGAAGAUAGCCAAUAGAAUUAUGACUUAUAGGAGAACUAAGAGGAACAAUGAAAAGGAGAAAUAUAUAUUGGAUAUUUAUGAGGAUACGAGGAAAUUCUUGAGAAGAUAUAAGAAUAAAGUUGUUAUAACGAAAGCGGACAAGGGGAAUAAAACAGUUUUAAUGUACAGAGAAGAGUAUUACAAUGGAAUGGGGAAGUUACUUGAGGAUAAGAUCACAUAUAAACGUAUACCGACAGAUCCGACACAAAAACUACAACGAGCUAACAACGCUCUCAUAACGAACCUAUACAAAAGGGAAUAUAUUAAUAGAUAUGAUAAGAUAAAAUUGACAUCCAAUGCGGCAACAGCUCCAAGAUUAUAUGGACUCCCAAAAAUUCAUAAACCAAACACUCCACUGAGACCAAUAUCUUCAUCAAUAGGAGUACCAUGUUACGAAUUAUCGAAAUAUAUUGGGAACAUACUGAAAAACAUUAUAUUGGAAAAAUAUAACAUAAAAAACGCCUUGGAAUUGAAGAGUAAAUUGGAUAUGCUAACAUUGGACGAAGAUGAGAUCCUAAUAUCAUUAGAUGUGGUGUCACUUUUCACGAACAUACCCAUACACCUAGCGAUAAAUAACAUUAUGUCGAAAUGGGAUAAAUUACAGAGCCACACGAAAAUACCUAGGUCGCAAUUUUUGAGAAUAUUACAAUUUUGCUUAAAUGACAACAACUAUUUUAUGCAUGAUGGAAUAUUAUACCACCAAACUUAUGGCAUGCCAAUGGGCAACCCAUUAUCUCCAACGAUAGCUGACAUUAUACUGGACUGUCUACUAGAACAAUGUAUAGAGGAAUUACAAGCCAAGAAUAUAAAUAUACGACUUAUCACAAAAUAUGUUGACGAUUUAUUUGCUAUUAUAAAAUACAAUGAGGAGGAUGACAUAUUGAAAACUUUUAACUCCUACCAUAACAGAUUGAAAUUUACACUGGAAAGGGAACAUGAGAACUCAUUACCAUACCUGGAUAUGAAAUUAUACCGGAAAAAUUGCAGGAUAGUAACAGAUUGGUACAUGAAACCAAUUGCUUCUGGACGACUGAUGAACUUUCACUCAACACAACCUAUGAAACAGAAGAUGAAUACGGCAAUGAACUUAAUUGAUAAAGUCAUAAAGACUAGUGACAGACAGUUCAGGGAUAAUAAUAUGAUACGGAUAAGGGAUAUCUUACGAAAAAAUGACUUCCCACAUGGGUUGAUCACCACAUUAAUAAGGAAAGUUGAGAACAAAAUUAAUUCCCCAGGUAAUAACCAAGAUAAGGAUACAUCUGGCAACACUAAAUAUUACAGCAUACCGUUUAUACCAAAAUUAACAGAGAACAAACAAAUAAGGGACAUAAUGAACGGGGAACAAAUAAUUAUUGCAUACAAAUCGAAUAAGACAAUACAACAACUAUUCACACAAACAAAAACAAAAAUUGAAAAUAGAGAACAAAACAAUGUUGUGUACCAAAUAAGAUGUGAUGGUGGGGACAAUGAAGAGUGUGGUAAAGUUUAUAUUGGCACAACAAAGAGAAAUUUAGGCGUGAGAAUAGAUGAACACAUAGCUGACAUAAAGAAAGGAAAACAAUCAACUGCACUUGCACAACACUGUAUUGAAAAUAGACAUAAACCUAAUUUUGACAAUGUAAGAAUUUUGGACAAAGAGAAAAGAGAAAACAAGAGAUUUACAUUGGAAAGCUUGAGGAUACAACAAAAUUCGAAGAGUGCAAUAAAUACAAAAGAAGAUAAAGAUAAUACAAAUGCAAAUUACACCAUAGCAUUAUUCUAGUAUAAUAACAAACUGUGAUCGAAUAAGAACUUUUACUGUGAUAUUAAAUUUUAUUAUCUUUACAUUAUUUAGUAAUAAGUUUUUUGUUUGUGUUGUCCAACUUUACAAAAAACUGUGAUAUUUUAAUAAUGUAAUUUUGACAAAAAAGAAUAUUUGUAAGUAAAAAUUAUUCUUUAUAUAGAUUAUAAGAUUGUUGUUACUGACUAUUUAAACAAAUAUUUAAUUUUCUUUUGUAUAAUUAUAAUGU